AUGGGGGUCUUGAACAACAAUUUCAGUAUGCUCUAUCCUGGUGUCGCCAUCGCAGUGUGUUUCAAGCCGGAUUAUGCCAUCUACAAUUCAAAAACGGCAACCAUUAUUCUCCUAUUCAUGAUGAUCACCUUGUUCAAACUAACAUAUCAACUGCUGCUGUACCCUGCAUUUUUAACCCCAAUCAAAGAGAUUCCUACACCAUCGAAUCGACACUGGCUCACCGGGAACUCGGAGUCGAUCUUUCUCGAAAGUCCGUUCCCACAAAUGCGCGAAUGGAUCAAGGCCAUGCCAGAUGAGCCACUUAUUCGGUACUAUAUUGUUGGUAAUUUGGAGCGAAUUCUCCCGACCAGCACCAAAGCUUUGAGCGAGCUGUUGGUCACCAAAGUAUAUGAUUUUGAGAAACCAUUGACGGUGAGGCAAAGCCUACGCCGAGUGGUCGGAGACGGCAUUUUGCUUGCUGAAGGUGAAGAGCACAAGAUCCAGCGCAAGAACCUCCUACCGGCGUUUGCCUUCCGCCAUAUCAAAGAUCUCUAUCCAGUCUUCUGGGCCAAGAGCGUCGAAAUGAUCACCGUGAUACAGGAAGAUCUUGAGAGCAGGAAAUCUCCAGACGACAACACUAUUCAAGUGCGAAACUGGGCAAGUCGUGCCACGUUGGAUAUUAUCGGCGUCGCUGGCAUGGACCAUGAUUUUGAUUCGCUCAGCAACCCUUCCAACAAACUCAAUCAAUCUUACCAAAAGAUCUUCACUUCACCAAGCCUUCUGACCAAGCUACUUUUUCUUCUAGGAAUGCUUCUUGGAAAUAUUAGCGUCAUCCAAAAGUUACCCACCCAACGGAACAAAAACUUGACUGAGGGCAGUCAAGUUAUUCGCGAUGUUGCGCGACAAAUGAUUCAACAGAAGAAAUCCAAGAUGAAGGACCCAAACGCAAUGACUGGCGUCGACAUUAUUUCCGUGGCAAUCCAGAAUGGCGUAUUUGAUGAAGAGAAUCUAGUUGAUCAGUUGAUGACCUUCCUGGGCGCCGGCCACGAGACGACAGCCUCUGCCAUGCAGUGGGCAGUGUAUGCUCUCUCCAAGAAUCCCGACAUUCAGAAAAGACUGCGCGAGGAAAUUCGUGCCAAUCUCCCUUCACCGGCAGACGAUAACUCAGGACCUAUGUAUGCUGCCACAAUCGACCAGCUUCCCUAUCUGCACGCUGUUUGCAACGAGAUCCUCCGUUUUCAUCCCUCUGUUCCGGCUACCAUCCGGACUGCUGUCAGAGACACAACCCUAGCAGGAAAACCCAUUCCCAAAGGCACAUUCCUCAUUCUUGCCCCAGAGGUCAUAAACAAAUUAAAGAGCUUAUGGGGGCCAGAUGCGGACAAAUUCAACCCAGAUCGAUUCAUGGGCGAGGGCAAGGCAAACACGGGUGGUGCAACAAAUAACUAUGCUUUCUUGACUUUCCUUCAUGGUCCACGCAGCUGUAUUGGCCAGGGAUUUGCCAAAGCAGAGCUAGCUUGUCUGCUUGCUGCGACAGUGGGUCGAUUCCACAUGGAAUUGAAAUAUCCUGACCAAAAAUUAGAGGUUCGAGAGGGGGCUACUGUGGCGCCAAAGGAUGGUGUGUUGGCCAAGUUCACUCCUUUGCCAGGCUGGUAG
This is a messenger RNA of Penicillium macrosclerotiorum, 1632 nucleotides long. Its product is annotated as cytochrome P450. The record is from RefSeq and is a predicted model, not a curated record. The transcript has 3 exons. The coding region runs from base 1 to 1632 and encodes 543 amino acids. NCBI's taxonomy places the organism in Eukaryota, Fungi, Ascomycota, Eurotiomycetes, Eurotiales, Aspergillaceae. Gene Ontology annotation, molecular function: iron ion binding; monooxygenase activity; heme binding.